GGCCUUUAUGGUGUUUGUCUGAACACAUUUUUGUUGAGGCACAAGGCAAACAAAUAACCCGUCAAGAUGGUGAAGGGUAAUCAUAUGAUUUCGAAUGGCCACUUCCAUAAGUACUGGCAGCGGCACAUUCGCACCUGGUUCAACCAGCCGGCCCGCAAGUUCCGCAGGAGACAGAACCGCAUCAAGAAGGCUAAGUCCGUCUUUCCGCGCCCUGCCAAGGGCCCAAUCCGCCCGAUCGUACACUGCCCAUCGCAGCGCUACAACACCAAGAUCCGUGCGGGUCGUGGAUUUACUCUCGCCGAACUGAAGGGUGCUGGUUUGACGAAGAACUUCGCUCAAACCAUCGGCAUUGCCGUGGAUCCGCGUCGCCAGAACAAAUCGGUCGAGAGCCGCCAGGAGAAUGUGCAGCGCCUGAAGGAGUACCGUAGCAAACUGAUCCUAUUCCCGGUUCACCGCAACAAGAAGGCACGCAAGGGCGAAGCUACUCCGGAGGAGUGCAAGCUUGCCAAGCAGCUGAAGAACACGGUCAUGCCGAUCAGAAACGCGCGGCCGAAGGUCACGUUGGAGAAGAUCACUCCGGAGCAGAAGAAGUUCCAUGCGUUCCAGGCUCUUCGUCAGGCUCGUUUGCAUGCGCGCUUCCACGGUAUUCGUGCCAAGAAGGCCAAGGAUGCCGCGGAAAACGAAAACAACCAACCCGGUGGUGACAAGAAGAAGGGCAAGAAGUAAACGGGUGGACGCUCCUCUCCUUACUCUAGCCUAGCUCGCCUUUGCCGCUAGCCGACUGCUGCAACAACAACAUACGUUAAUUUCACAAGAACCUGAUUGUGAGACAUCGGUGCGGAAAGGAGAAAUCAAAUAAAACAUUUUCCUUUCCUCGUUAAUGAAUGGAUUUAUUUUCGAGAGGGAGCCAAAUC
Anopheles nili is the source of this 914-nucleotide messenger RNA. RefSeq names its product 60S ribosomal protein L13 (gene RpL13). The record is from RefSeq and is a predicted model, not a curated record. Bases 67 to 726 code for a protein of 219 amino acids. Gene Ontology annotation, cellular component: ribosome; cytosolic large ribosomal subunit. The transcript is spliced from 3 exons. Gene Ontology annotation, biological process: translation. Gene Ontology annotation, molecular function: RNA binding; structural constituent of ribosome. Lineage: Eukaryota; Metazoa; Arthropoda; Insecta; Diptera; Culicidae.